ACACGGAUAUAAGUUGUGGCGUUCCACGUUCACAGCUGGCACAGCUUGCACCAAUGCCUCGAUGUCGUCACGUGACUUCACGGACCAAAUCCGGGGCAUCCUGCAAUCAGCAAAGGAUGGAGCUACUCCAACAUCCCAUCAGGCUUGGGUGAAGGGAGUUCUUCAGCUCCUGCAAGCAGCGCAGCGUGGCGAGCAAAUCGCUGUUCCGGAGGUUGAGGACUACGAGGCCUCUCAAGUUGAGUCUUCGAGGCUUUUGUUUCUUGCGUGUGGCUUCGAAGAAGUGGACGGCGCACUGAGGCCUGGAGAAGGAGAAGAAGUGCAAGUGGCGACUGCUGUGGUUUCAGAGUACUUGGAGUGCCUGGCACAAGCAGAAACAGUGCAAGGCAGAAGGGAAGCCGUGCAAGUGGAGGAGCCAUUCUCCAGCGAUGUUCUCGCAGCAGAGGUGCUCUCGAAGACUUUGGAGGAGGAGGAGUUGCGCAAGGCACAGCCUAGGCCGGGGGAGAGGCUUUCUGAGCGGAAGCUCUGCGAAUUGGGGGCCGCGUUUGAGCGCCAGCCUUUUGGUAGUGAUACGUGUGCCAUCCACAGCCUGAACAACCUCUUGCAGCCAAAACGAAGCCCAGAAGAAGCAGCUGCAAAAUCAGAGGAAGUACGGCAAGCAAUACACAAGGAUGAGCAACAUGAUGAGAAGGAGUCCUGGGCUUCAACUGCUGGUUUGGUGGGGCCCAUUUCCAUGGCCACACUGCGAGCCGCUGAAGUCGAAUCCCGAGACGAGGAGAAGGCGAGCUGCGGUUUCGUGCCACCUAGGCAGCUGUCUCUUCUGCGGGCUGAUUCUGGCCUCAGUUGGCCAGAAGAGCAGCGCACUGGAAUGUUUGAUGUUGAAGCAAUCAAACUGGCGGCCAGAUCCAAAGGGUUUGAGGUCAUUGAUGUGGAACCGAAACCCACUUGGCAAGACUCAGAGGUCUCUGCUUUUGCAGACGCGGCAACACAAGUGAAGGAAGUAAGUCAAGAAAGCCGAGCGCACGACAAGGAGCACCAAAAGGAGAAGGAAGAAGAAAGCCCGAAGCAAGAAAAAGUCCAACGACAGCAGCGCUGGUGGUUCCGUGGUUUCCUGGUCUAUGAAAGAAUACCCGGAAGAGCAAUGCAUUACUAUUCCAUUGUGCGUUGGCCAAACAACACGUGGAUGAUUUUGGAUUCCUUGGAUCGAGGAGACGAAUCUCCCCGGAAUCGCUUGCUGACGCUUCAUGAUGUUGCAAAGCUCUAUGAUCAGAACGGGGAGUUCUUCCGAUCGUGGCUAUUGCGCUGGUAUCCUGUGGUGGACAGGACUGCUGCCAUUGAGGAUCUCCAAGAUGCAAUUCGCCACGAGGAAGCUCAUACUGGGCCGGUUCUGCCUCCCAGUCAAGCGCGAGCAGCAAGUCAGCUCGAUUUGAGCCGUUGGAAUGCACAGCAAGCUACAAGGGCUUUGCUUGCAGCUCCCAGGCAAGUGGCUCGAGAACUGCAAGUUCUUCAGCUGACGGUCAGUGAACAAGAGGCGCGUGCAUCCCUGGAAGCAACUGAAUGGAACUUUGUCAGUGCUGUUGGUCAUCAAUCAGACAAAUUGCUCCAACAUGCGAAGGCAGAUUGUGUUGAGUCAGAAGCCAGGCUCACUUCAGCUUCAGCUUUCUCUGCCUUGUCUGCGACUGACUGGGAUGUGCGCCGCUCUGCAGAAUUGCUGCUGCUGAAGGAGCGCGCAGAAGCAGAGCACAUCAGCGUUGAUUUGUCCUCGGCAGCAGCUGCCCUGAGAGAGACCAACUCCGUGAAUGAGGCACUGCUGGUCGUGCAGUUGAUCCAUGAACUCCACAAAGAGAAUAAAGAUGUCGACGAGGCCUUUGCCGCCAAGCUGCUUCAGCACGGUGACAGCUGUGCGACUGCAAGGCAGAUUGCACUAGUUCGCAGCGAAUUUCCCAGCGCUCCGCUGGCGAUUUGUGCAGAGGCCUUGCGCAGAGGCGAGGGGCAAGCAGCAGCGUGCAUACUCUUGAAGGAUUUCGAGGACAAAGUUUGCAGCCUGGUCACCGCCCUUGCACAUCGAGUGGUGAGCUCUAGAGG
Molecule: messenger RNA, 2082 nt
Organism: Durusdinium trenchii
Lineage: Eukaryota; Dinophyceae; Suessiales; Symbiodiniaceae
Source: the annotation of a GenBank genome assembly